AUGUCCGCUGGGCAGGCGUUCUCCCCAUGGGUCCUCUUCCUCGCCCUCUUGAUACCCUUACUCUACACCCUCGACAAGAACAACCACCGAAACUUCGUCUUUGAGCCAGCCAAGCUACAGGAGAUCUCCCGUUCCGCGAUCGCACAGUAUGGUAACGACACGGAGCCCUUGAUGCGGCGAAUUCACCAAGAUCUGCGCGCGGAAUAUGGCAAUGCGAUCGUGGAGGACUACUCGAAGGCGGACUGGAUGUGGAAUAACGCCGGCGGUGCCAUGGGAAUGAUGGUAAUCCUCCACGCCUCCAUCUCCGAAUACCUAAUCUUCUUCGGCACCCCGCUCCAAACCGAGGGCCACACCGGCGUCCACAUGGCGGACGACUACUUCACCAUCCUAGUCGGCGAAGAGCACUUCGCCUACUCCGGUGACCUCACCCCCACCGUCUUCGGUCCCGGCGACCAGAACUGGAUGAAGCGCGGGACAGUGGCACAGUAUACGAUGCCGAAUGGAUGUUUUGCGCUCGAGUUGGCGCAGGGGUGGAUUCCGGCUAUGCUGCCGUUUGGGUUUGCGGAUACGUUUAGCAGCACGUUGGAUUUGGGGAAUUUGUGGAAGACGGUCGUCUAUACGGGGUGGCAUAUGGGGCGGCAGGCGGCGAGGUUGAAGUUUUGA
This is a messenger RNA of Cyphellophora attinorum, 663 nucleotides long. RefSeq names its product C-8 sterol isomerase erg2. The transcript is spliced from 2 exons. Gene Ontology annotation, cellular component: endoplasmic reticulum. The coding region runs from base 1 to 663 and encodes 220 amino acids. Gene Ontology annotation, biological process: ergosterol biosynthetic process. The record is from RefSeq and is a predicted model, not a curated record. Lineage: Eukaryota; Fungi; Ascomycota; Eurotiomycetes; Chaetothyriales; Cyphellophoraceae.